ACAACUUGAUUAAUCUUCGUCAAAUUUCUAAGCUCACUAAAGAUUCAAAUUUACCAAAGUUUAACUCUAAAACUAAAAGUUCUCAGGUAAAACAUACCUAGUUCGCUUGUUUGUUUGUGAUUACUAUUGGUUCAGACAGAACCUUGAAACUUGCUGAUUGAUGCUGCUUAAUCUUUAUUGCUUUUGAAGGCUGUUGAUGAUUCUAUACCCGAGAUAGAAAAAAUACAAGCAAAAAGCUACAUGUUGCAUGCAGAGAACAGGGUUAGCUUUGAAAUGUUCUUUAGCAAUGUUGGACGGCAUCGUUACGGUUUUAGGGUUCAAUUAGAAACUGUAAAAAACAAAAAAGAGUUUAUCAUAUUCAGCCUACCUGCAAUUAUCUCCAUGUCAAUAAUCAUCGCCGCCAUUAUUUCGCACGAGUUGGAUUUACUAGAAGCUAGACAAGCUCAUGACCUCUCAAUUACUCCAAACCAAAUCGUCAAGGAAAAGGACUUGAGGUAUGAACAAUUGGAAAAGCAGAACGAAGAGACUCGUCAUUCGAUCACCCUCCUACAACAAUUCAUGGAGAAGCAAUUUCCGGGAUCUUUUCCGCCAUCGGCCUGAUCUUAACUAUAUGUAUUUCUCUUUCUCAAACUAUAUUUUA
This is a messenger RNA of Arabidopsis lyrata subsp. lyrata, 640 nucleotides long. RefSeq lists its product as uncharacterized. The coding region runs from base 241 to 600 and encodes 119 amino acids. The record is from RefSeq and is a predicted model, not a curated record. The transcript is spliced from 4 exons. Lineage: Eukaryota; Viridiplantae; Streptophyta; Magnoliopsida; Brassicales; Brassicaceae.